AUGGUCCUGACCGCCGUCCAGGGCCUGGACACUGGCGGGGACCACCUGGAGGCUGCCGGCCACGUAUGUGUCCUGAAAGAUGCCUCGGACUUGGAAAGCUCGUCCGGAGUCGCCAAGCUCAUCGAGGCCGAGAACCUGGAGGCGGCGCUGGCCCUUCAUCUCUACAGAGGAGGCCGGCUCCUGCAAGGUCAUGGAGUCCCUUUCGGAAUCAUCUUUGGUGGAACCGACCUAAAUGAAGACGUAAACCACGAAGAGAAAAACAAAGUGAUGGGGAAAGUCCUCGAGGAAGCCAGAUUUGCCGUCGCUUUCACAGAGUCCAUGAAGGAAGUGGCAGAAACGCAGUGGUGUGUGCGUGCGCUCCGCAGCGGCCUUUUGGAGACUGCAGGGCAGACAGCAAGACAGAGUCGCGGGCUGUCGCUUGCGCAGCCGGUGGGACAGCCGCAUGCUCGGAGUAAGAUCUAUGUCCAGAGUCAAGGAGUCGUGACUGUACCAAACGCUGCCUUUAACUGGAACACCUUUCUUCACCAAUCAGGGAUUAACCAAAGUGCUGAUAAUUUAUACAUCUUUCUCCUGGUGUGUGGACUCAGACAAGUGAAGGACCCUCUCUAUCUGGUGGACGCCUUCUCAGAGUGGCAUCGAGAAGAGCCUAAUGUUUACAUGGUGAUCGUGGGCCCUGAAGUGGACCCCGUGUUUACCAGGGAAGUGGAAGCCAAAGUACAGAGGACCCUGGGCGUGCGGCUGGUGGGAGAGAUGCCCCAGGGGGACCUGCACGCGGCGCUCAAGAACUGCUUCGCGGUGGUGAACAGCUCGGUGUCCGAGGGCAUGUCCGCGGCCAUCCUGGAGGCGAUGGAUCUGGAGGUUCCCGUGCUGGCCAGGAACAUCCCCGGGAACGCGGCCGUGGUGAAGCAUGAGGUCACCGGGCUGCUGUUCUCAGACCCUCAGGAGUUUGUUCACCUGGCAAAGAGACUGACCAGAGACCCCGCUCUGGAGAGAGACCUCGUGGCCCGCGGGACGGAGUACGUGAGAGCCUGUCACUCAUGGCAGGCGGAGAGGCACACCUACCAGAGCCUCAUCAGGACCCUGGAGGGGAGCAUCCAGGACUAGGGCGCCAGCCUGGAGCCACCACGCCCGUCCGCGCCGCCCUGGGCAGACACCAGAGACAGAGCCCGGGCCGCGGGCCCCUCCCGGGACUGCUCACACCAGCGGUACUGGAAUCCUAGACAAACAGCACCAGUUAGAAGGCAGAAGCUCUUCCGGAGCCUGCUUCCCGAUAGCGUCCCGGACGGGUCCCCCCGACCAGAGACGCGGGGGGCCCCUGGGCUCCGGGGGGCUGGGGCGGGGGGUCAGGAGGGGCCGCGUCAGCCGCGACAGGGCCCCGUGCACCACAGGGUGCCAUUUGCAAGCCGCCGCGGCACAGACGCUUCCCCGCGGGUCUUCUGAUGACUUACGACCCAUCCUUGUUCGAAAAGCAAACCCUAAAAUCACACCUGGCCGCAGA
Molecule: messenger RNA, 1498 nt
Organism: Suricata suricatta (meerkat)
Lineage: Eukaryota; Metazoa; Chordata; Mammalia; Carnivora; Herpestidae
Gene: GLT1D1
Product: glycosyltransferase 1 domain containing 1
Exons: 13
Coding region: 1-1104 (367 amino acids)
Molecular function (GO): glycosyltransferase activity
Source: RefSeq, a predicted model, not a curated record